CAUGCAGCCACACCGAGCCUCCUCAACUGCUCCGCCUUCCACUGGCUUGUGGGGAGUCUCUUUUUGGUGGCUUUUGUCGCCUAUACCUUCCCUGUGAUGGUCGUGCUGCCGGUCUCGAAGGUUGCGCCCGACGGCUCCUCCUCCGCGGACGGUUUCCUCACGACGCUCACUCGUCUGGCUGACAAGUGCGCCAUCCUAGCCUGGCUCCUGGUGCUUUUCACCCGCGACUGCAACUUUGACUACUGGCAGAAGCAUGGCGUGGAUUUCUACCUGCAGGUACGCUUCUUGCUGGAUGAUGUCACAGUCAUCACCUCCAUCCUCGUGGGCUCCAGUCUGCCCUGGCUUGGUUACCGUGACCACGGACGCCGUGGAUUUUCGUCACCGGAUCCGCUUUCACAGUCCGCUCCGGUCGGCAAAGCUUCCAUUAAGUCCUGA
Messenger RNA from Dibothriocephalus latus, 435 nucleotides. Lineage: Eukaryota; Metazoa; Platyhelminthes; Cestoda; Diphyllobothriidea; Diphyllobothriidae. The record is from the annotation of a GenBank genome assembly.